GUGUCUUCGGACGUUUAGGCAGAUAGGGAUCAAUAAUUGCACAACUAUUAUUAGUGUUAAACGUUAUUUUGUAUUAUGUAUUCAACACUAGUGUCAUAUGUCGUAACCUAACACCCUGAAAUUUAUAAACAAAGGCUGUAGUAAUGAUUUUGGAAAUCAAAUACAGUUGUGUUUUUUUCAAACAAUUAAUCGCAUAUAAUCAGUGAAUCAGUUAACUUUUAUAAUAGUUAUAGUGAUUUACAUUUAAGAACAAUUGCCUGCGACAAUGAGAGUUAAUACAUGUAGAGUGCUUGUGCGAAAAUGGAAUAUUGGAAUUUUCAUUAAAUUUACAUUAACAUACAUAUGUUUUAUUGUUUUAUGGAAUAUGCUUGGAAAGGGAAUAUUUAAGGUAUGCCUCGACCAAAGUUAUUAUCCAUCACAAAACAAAAUAAGAGAAUGUCAAACGGACACAACAUUCGGUUACUCGGAUAUUCAAGGGGUUUCAGGACCAGUUGACCUCGUUCUUACCUGGGUGAAUGGUUCAGACCCUGCAUUUAUCGAUGAAAUGAUCAGAUUUGACUUACGAAAUAAGAGCUUUAUGCCAAAAAGAUACCGUGACUGGGGAACCUUGCGAUACGCCUUACGAUCAGUGGAGAGAAACGCGGACUGGUUUCGUAAUGUGUAUAUAGUGACCAAUGGUCAAAUCCCGAGAUGGCUGAAUCUAAAAUAUCAUAGAGUUAAGCUUGUGACGCAUACGGAAAUAUUCAAGAAUAAAAGUCAUUUACCCACCUUCAAUUCUCUGGCAAUAGAAAGUCACAUUCAUCGGAUUCCAGGGUUGUCCAAACAUUUCAUUUACAUGAAUGAUGACUUUUUAUUUCUAAAUAAAGUGGAGCUGAAAGAUUUUUAUACAAAAGAGACUGGAUUCAAGAUCCGCUUUACUGAUAUGAAACUAGGAUAUUGCAAUAAAACAUGCAAAAUAUUAAAUAUUAAUAAUGGGAUAUGUGAAGCAGAAUGCAACACAAAACAAUGUGACUGGGAUGGUGGCGACUGUCAGACAACUCGCAGAGCAAACGAAAAACCUUACAACAAUUUGUUGCGAUCCAUGCCGCCUUUUGCAGCUUCUGUUAUCUACACAGCAACUGUUUACAACAAAGCGUUUGGGUCUGUUGAUCGACAAGUUCCAGCGCAUGUACCUUACAUAAUAGACAGAUCUCUAAUGAAUGAGCUACAAGAAAGGUUUCCGGAAGAGUGGGACAAAACUUCAGCGUCUAAAGUUCGUGAUGAACGUAAUUUGAUGUAUGCUUUCGCAUACUACCAUUAUCUUUUGAGACCUCAGGGGCAAAAGCCUGGACAUAAAGUUCUUUUUCCAAUUGCGACGUUAUUGGCGAAUUUUGAAGAUAGUGCCUACCUCGCGACGGGCAAUGCAACGAUGUUGGAACAACAACUCAACAUUGUUUUACGAAGUAAACGAAAGAAGUUUGUAUGUAUAAAUGACCAUUUGGACCUUAACAUCGAAGAACAGAUUCGAACACAAAGAGUUAUAGAUUCAUUCUUCAAAGCUUUAUUUCCAAAGCCGUCAUUAUACGAGCUGCAUUGAUCAUGGACAUAACCUAUAACAAUUUUGACACCAUAAUAAGUCAGGAACCAAUAGGAAAAAAUUGUUAAGCUAGUAUCGUGAUUUGGAUGAACAGUGUCUUAUAUAUGUAUAACUAUGCCAUCUGUAUUUAUCUACUGUUAAAUAAAUGAACUGAAAUAAAUUUCAUUGCGAUUCUUGAUAUGAUAGGAUUGAUAUCUGGUGAACAAAUAGUUAAUGAUACUAUCAAAUAAUAUUUGAUUGGAUUUGGUCCUGUCGCAGACCUUCGGCGUCGCCUGUAUCCCUAUCUGUGCACGUAGCGCCGCUUAAUUACAACGCCGUUUUCAUUUUCAUACAUCGGUUACCCCAUGACUCGUCUCGGCGUCUAUUUGAUCUAUAAAUAUUUGCUCUGCAUAUCCGGUGACUUAUUGUGUUGUCAAAUUUUAUUGGCUUGGGUUCCGAAUGUCUUCAACCAAUCAGGGUUUGCGUUCCAUCUAUAGUUUGAAGAUACAUUUAAACUUAAGCGAUAUCUUUAUGGAAAGUGAGUGUUGUUCUUCUUCAACAACAAAAAAUGAUUCGGAGAUCUUAUUACAGAAAAGUAAUACUAGACAAUAAAUAAAAGGAAAACUCUAUAUAUGGUCUGGAUUGAAAAUUAGCAAUUACGAACCGAUUGUAAAGAAUACCUUACUCGUGAUCUGGAUUUCAUGAUUGUGUUUACAAUACUAGUCUAACUUUAACUAUAAUAUUGAUUUACUGU
This is a messenger RNA of Ruditapes philippinarum (Manila clam), 2309 nucleotides long. Its product is annotated as N-acetylglucosamine-1-phosphotransferase subunits alpha/beta-like. The transcript is spliced from 9 exons. Gene Ontology annotation, molecular function: UDP-N-acetylglucosamine-lysosomal-enzyme N-acetylglucosaminephosphotransferase activity. Lineage: Eukaryota; Metazoa; Mollusca; Bivalvia; Venerida; Veneridae. Gene Ontology annotation, biological process: N-glycan processing to lysosome; carbohydrate phosphorylation. The record is from RefSeq and is a predicted model, not a curated record. Gene Ontology annotation, cellular component: Golgi apparatus. The coding region runs from base 266 to 1576 and encodes 436 amino acids.